CUCCCAGACGAUUCGAUGUUGCAUGCGAGUGUUAAGGAAGACGUCGACGAAAUAAGGAUUGUUUGUCCGGAAAAGCCGUACACACAACUAUCCACAAACUCGCAGACCUCAGCGAGACGGCAGGAAAUCAUCAAAAUGACCGAACAACUCAUCGAAGCCAUCAACACGGGCGAUUUCGAAGCUUACACGAAAAUUUGCGAUCCUCAUCUAACGGCCUUCGAACCUGAGGCCAUGGGUAACUUGGUGGAAGGCAUGGACUUCCAUAAAUUCUAUUUCGAUAAUGUAUUAAAGACUUGUAAAACGGUGAACACCACUAUUUUGAACCCUCACGUGCAUCUGCUCGGUGAAGAUUCCGCUUGCAUUGCAUACGUUCGACUGACCCAGUACAUGGAUAAACAUGGUCAGGCCCACACCCAUCAGUCGGAGGAGAGCAGAGUCUGGCACAAGAGGGACAACAAGUGGCAGAACGUGCAUUUCCACAGGAGCGGAGGAUCAGGGGGGCCGGCGUUCGGCUUCAGCUCGCAUAAAUAAGGGAACGCCGCCGUCAGCAGCCACCGCCACCCUCUCAACCUUUAGAUAGAUACGCAUAUUUAAAGUAAAACAAAAACAAACAAAAAAAAAUCAACAAACACACAACACACCAAAAA
Molecule: messenger RNA, 647 nt
Organism: Nicrophorus vespilloides
Lineage: Eukaryota; Metazoa; Arthropoda; Insecta; Coleoptera; Silphidae
Product: calcium/calmodulin-dependent protein kinase type II alpha chain-like
Exons: 6
Coding region: 16-531 (171 amino acids)
Biological process (GO): protein phosphorylation
Molecular function (GO): calcium/calmodulin-dependent protein kinase activity; calmodulin binding
Source: RefSeq, a predicted model, not a curated record